AUGCAAGCCCUUCCCGAUAAGCUACUGCAUAUCACUGGAAGAAGGGUUCGAGAAGUCGGCCCUGGAAGGGGUGUGUCUCGAGCCUGGCUGGCAUUGUUUAGUUGUAUCACACGGGUGGCUUCUUCCAGGGUGCAAAGAUCGUCCACGACAGCCGACAUCCGACAGCCGACAGCCACCUGGCCUGCCGGAAAAAUAUUCUGGAAGCGCAACUUGGGAAUGGUUCGAAGUUUGGUGGACAGUCAGGGUAUCCAUGAAUCUACUAGCACUGCAACUGCUGCACCGCCACAGUUUGUGCCAGGAUCUGCGUCAUCUCAGCUGCCCCAAGGGAGGGAGAAGGAGAGGAAGGACUGUCACACCCCAGAUAUCGUCGUCAUUGAUGCCCAUCGUCGACUCGACUUCAACGUCAUCUUCAACUUCACCCUCGAGUCCUCCCACCACCACUAA
Molecule: messenger RNA, 444 nt
Organism: Paracoccidioides brasiliensis Pb18
Exons: 4
Coding region: 1-444 (147 amino acids)
Source: RefSeq, a predicted model, not a curated record